Molecule: messenger RNA, 892 nt
Organism: Bradysia coprophila
Lineage: Eukaryota; Metazoa; Arthropoda; Insecta; Diptera; Sciaridae
Product: larval cuticle protein A3A-like
Cellular component (GO): extracellular matrix
Source: RefSeq, a predicted model, not a curated record
UUGGACAUAAGUUACAUUAUCGUCGUUGCAACGAUCGAUUCGAAACCACUGAAGUGCUUUUAUUAAUAAAAUAAAGUUUAAUUCAAUUUCGAAAAUGCUUUUAAAGAUAACUGCUUUACUCGUCGUCGUAGCCGUUGCUGAAGUGUACUCAGUAGCUAUUGCAGUUGCACCAGCACAUGCAAUCGUUAAGACCGAAGACUAUGAUCCACAUCCGCAAUACAGUUUUGCAUACGACAUCAAGGACCACUCGACUGGUGAUGAUAAGCAACAACAUGAAACACGUGAUGGUGAUGUGGUCAAAGGACAGUAUUCGUUAGUGGAACCAGACGGCUCUCGUCGAACCGUUGAUUACUCAGCUGACCCAAUAAAUGGUUUCAAUGCCGUUGUUUCUAAAUCACAUGCCACUCAUCAUACCGUAAAAGCGGUUGCUCCACUUCUGCAAACAUACCAUGCACCGGCCACAAUUAUUUCACCAACAUAUGUAGCUCAUCAUGCUCCUACCUAUGUUGCACAUGCACCAGUCAUCGCAUCCCAUGCCACACAUGCUGUUGUGUCUCACCAUGCACCGGCGACCUAUGUUUCCCAUUCCCCAGUAUACGCACACUCGGCUCCCAUUCUACAUCACGCACCCGUGUAUACGCACACCACAUUACUUCAUAAAUAAUUCUGUGUGAAAGGUUUCUACGAGAGAGCGAAUAUUUAUACAAAAAUUGUGUUAAAAAAAUGUCAAAGGACAUUUUAAUGUACAUAUUACGCAUACACACUUGAAUUAUGAUUAAUACCGACACUCACGAUGACGAAUUUUGUAUUAUAUAAUCUAUGCCUUUUGCUUCAAAAUACUGGAGCCGUUAUGUGUGGAAAUCAUUUCAAUAAUAAAUGAACUUUAAAUGAA